UAUCCUCCAGUAAUAGUAUUCUCCUUAAGUAGUAUUGGGUAUUAUUCAACUUUAAAUUCAGGUGUUUUUGAAAAAUACUCCAAUACUAAUCAAAAUUCGAUUUUGAAAAGUAUCCCCAGUACUAAUCAAAAUCCGAUUUUGAGAAGUAUCUCUGGUACUAAUCAAGAUCCAGCAACAU
This is a messenger RNA of Funneliformis mosseae, 178 nucleotides long. The record is from the annotation of a GenBank genome assembly. NCBI's taxonomy places the organism in Eukaryota, Fungi, Glomeromycota, Glomeromycetes, Glomerales, Glomeraceae.